GAGCUUCAGAGCUGCGAGAGAGACUCGAGACCAGGCCCGGGAGCACGACCGCCCGCACCGCUCAAUUCGACCUGUUGUUCGACCUCGCCCGCCUCCCACCUCGCCCACCAUGGUCGGCUCCAUCCUCCGCCAAUUCUUCGCCCCCGCGACCCGCCGGCCGAUCGCCGCCGCCAUCGCCGCACCGUCCCGACUCGCCGUGCCCGCCUUCCGCAGCUUCACGACGACGGCGCCCCGCGCGGCAACGCUGAACCAGGUCCUCCGCGGGAUCCGCAAGGGCAAGCGCGCGCGCCACGCCGUCUCGCCGGCGCUCGCCAACACGCGCUGCCCGGCGCUCAAGGGCGUGUGCCUGCGCGUGGGCGUGGUCCGCCCCAAGAAGCCCAACUCGGGCGAGCGCAAGACGGCCCGUGUCAAGCUGUCCACGGGCGCCGUCGUCACCGCCUACAUCCCCGGCGAGGGGCACAACAUCCAGCAGCACAGCGUCGUGCUCGUCCGCGGCGGGCGUGCGCAGGAUUGCCCCGGUGUGCGGUACCAUUUGGUCCGAGGAGCUCUGGAUCUGGGAGGUGUUGCGAGCCGAACAACCAGCCGGAGUAAAUACGGCACCAAGAAGCCUAAGAAGGCCACGAUUGGUUGAGGUGGAAGACUGAGCAUUGCAUUCAGAAAUACCACGCAUCACCAAACCAAAUGGAGGGAUUCAUCAUGAGAUACAUAAAGUAGGCCGUGGGCCAUGUACCCCUAUUGUACAACAUUGGAGCAUGUAACGAGAGCAACGUGUCAUAGAAACCUUGAUUCAUAUACAUCU
Molecule: messenger RNA, 799 nt
Organism: Ilyonectria robusta
Lineage: Eukaryota; Fungi; Ascomycota; Sordariomycetes; Hypocreales; Nectriaceae
Exons: 2
Coding region: 110-631 (173 amino acids)
Biological process (GO): translation
Cellular component (GO): ribosome; small ribosomal subunit
Molecular function (GO): structural constituent of ribosome
Source: RefSeq, a predicted model, not a curated record